CUCUCUCUCUCUCUCUCUCUCUCUCACCUCACGCGCUCCACGCACGCAGAGACGCGCACACAACCUAGCCUCCCCAGUCCCCAGUCGCUCUCCUGGCUUGCGCUCUCGCUCUCGCUCACGCUCGCUUCCCACAAUCCCACCUUCCCCAAAACCCUAGUCGCCUCUCUCACCACGCUAAACCCUACCCCGCGCCGCCCCGCACCACCCUUCCGUCGUCUUCGUCCUCCUCGUCGGCGCCAUGCCCGCACCAGUCGCUGGCUGAACUAAGCCCCUCGCUCGUCUCGUCCGAAUCCGGGCUCGUGCGUCUCGCGUUUUCGGCCGCGUCGGCGGGGAUAGGAGCCCAGCAGUCUGGUAGUCUCUGAGCGCUGCGUUCGUGGGGUGCGUCGGCGUUGGUGAUGGAGGAACCAAAUGUGGGCGGAAGUGCCGUGGCGGCGGCGGAGGUGGCCGAUCCGGCUGGCGGCGCCGGCGCCGGAGCUGGCGCGUCGCCGUGGAGGAAGGCCAUGCUGCAGCCGGCGGCGGGAGAGGCGGCGGUCAUGGGGGCCGAGUCGUGGCCCGCGCUGGAGGAGGCGAGGCAGAAGGGCGCCUCUGAGGGCCCCGUGAAGGCAGGGGCGGGCAAUGCUGCCGCCGGCGACUCGGCAAAAGGGGCGCCGGCGUCCCCUCCGCCGCCUUCAUCGCAGGGGUCUAGUCGUACAAACAAGUUUGAUGGCCAUGGAAGUCCCAACAAGAGUCACCAAGCAUACCAUAAAAAUGGGCCCAAGCGACAUUUUUCUGCUGCCAAUGGUGCACCAUCCUACCCUCCAGCGAUGCAUUAUCACCAACAUCCAGGGCAACCUAUUUUCUACCCUGUGCUCCCCAGUUCGAUGAUACUACAUGAAUAUCCUUACCGGCCUUUUGCUGUUCCGGUCCCGAAUCAUGACCGACAUGCUGGAAAAUCUGGAUAUGAGAACUCUGUGCCUCCUUUUGUUCCAGUAGAUACUCAUGCUUGGAAACCACCUGUUGGUACUCAUGGUGCUAGGCCCCAUCCUGGUCCUGAAGGCCAUGGCCAUCACACCUGGCAAAAUCCUCAGAUGUUUGGUACAAGAGAAAACACAAGUCUACCGCAAGGUGCUGGGCCAAGAACUUUUGUCAGACCAAUGGUGCCUCCUACUCUUGGGUACAUCAAUGGACCACCAUACCCUGGGCCUAUGCAUCCCAUGUAUUAUUACAUGCCCGCCGUACCUGUGGAGCCGAUGAGAGGUCCACCACGUUACAUCCAGAACCAGCCAGCUCCUUAUCCUGUUUUAUCCCCUGAAGCUGCUGAGUUAAGAUCUAAAAUACUAACUCAAGUGGAGUAUUAUUUUAGUGAUGCGAAUCUGGAGCAUGAUAAUUUCUUGAAAUCUUUAAUGGAUGAGCAUGGCUGGGUUCCAGUUUCAAAAGUCGCAGAUUUCAACAGGCUUAAGAAAAUGACCACGGAUAUACACUUGAUUGUAGAUGCAUUGUCAAUCUCAAGUCUUCUAGAAGUCCAGCAGGAUGACAAGAUUAGAAGGCGUUCUGACUGGUCAAAGUGGAUCUCUUUUUCUGGGACAACAUCUGUUGCGAGUCCAUCAUCUGCCAGUAUGGAUAGCAGUAUGGGUGAGAGGAAUACUGGUGGCUUUUCAAAUAAGGAUGGAUGUUCUGAAGAUCAAAAGAAGCAUUGUAAUUCUCAAGAUAUUAGACACAACAUAGACUAUAUUGGUAUGGAGGCAAAAGUUGCAGAGGAACAUCUAGCUGAAGACAUGCAUAGCUGUUCAUUGAAUAAGGACUUAACCGCCAUUAGUAUUGAUGAAAAGCCGAAGAGCAUUUCCGCGUUCCCUAUAAAUUCACGCAAUCAUGAAUCUUUUGUUAGAUCUGGUGAAGUUAAAGCUCAGAAAGUGAACUCAAAGAUAAAUGUACCUGUUUCUCAAAGUGGUUUCUCUAACGGUUUACCAAGUGACUUCUCUAGCUUCAAUGGUGAUCAAAGCACUUUCUUGCUUGAUGAGGAAUUGGAAUUGGAACAUGUGGACCAUUCAUGCGAUGAUCUCUAUUCACAUAAAAGGGGCGAUAACGAGGAUGAUGACUUUUUUGUUGACGACCAAGACAUUAAUAGGCUAAUAAUUGUCACGCAGGAUACUAGGUUAGAAAAGGAUGACAAAAGUUGCUCAAGUAUACCUCAGGCAUUUUCAACAGAGGAAGCGUCAAGAAUAAGCGAUGCCUUAUAUCAUUAUGAGAAACUGCACGGUCGGCACACUAAUAAUCAAAGAAGUUCCCAGGCUGAAUCUGCAGAUGUUGAUCCUAAACCACCUGGUGGUUCAAAAGGGAGCCACUCCAGUACUGUAAAUAAUGGUAUUGAAGAAACUGGACAGCCUAUUCCAUGUAGGCGGCGAAAUAGAGGAAACAGAAAAGCACACACCUCACAUAAGCAGAGAUUCUUUGCUGGUAAUUUUAUGAACAACCCCAAUAGCCAGUCUCAGUAUGACGGUGUAUCAGAAAGUCCUCCAGGCUAUUCAGUUGGAUAUUUCUAUGGGUCUACUCCAGAAAAUCACAGUUAUAAAAAUUCAAAGCUGAGUUCAUCUCCUCAUGGAAUUCCCUCUGGGAGCUCUCCUGUUGGAUCUUUGCCCAAAUCUUCUCCACAAUCUCAGCAUCUAACUUAUCAUCUUUUAGAAAAAAAUAAACUCCAGCAACAAAGGUACAAUAAGUUCAAACAUCACUGCCUUGCGGAACGUAAGAAGUUUGGUGCCGGUCGCAGUGAGCAAAUGAACUCGCUCUAUCGCUUCUGGUCAUACUAUCUGAGAGAUAAUUUUAAUGAAGAUAUGUACAAGCAUUUUAAGAAGUUUGCGCUGGAGGAUGCAGCAGCAAAUUACAGAUACGGGCUUGAGUGCCUCUUCAGAUUUUUUAGUUAUGGUUUGGAGAAAAACUUCCAACAUAAGGUAUAUGAAGAUUUUGAGAAGCUUGCACUUGAGUACUACCAUAAUGGUGAUCUUUAUGGGCUUGAAAAAUACUGGGCAUUCCAUCAUUACCGAAAUCCGGAUAGCGGUCCCAUAAAUCAGCACCCAGAGUUGGAGAGGCUCCUAAGGGAGGAGUUCCGCACUCUAGAGGACUUCAAGUCGAAGGAGAGAGAACGAGAGGGGGCAGAGAAAGAAACCGGCAGCAGUACCAGCAAUGCACCUGUGGCUGCAAGCCAUAAUAAGGCUGAGACCAAGUAGGUCCGAGCGCGGCAUGAAAUUUUGGCGGGUCAUCCCAGAAAGGAGAAAGUAGCAGUUUUUGUUUGCUGAAAACUAAGGAUUUUAGUAGACAUCUGUGCAUAUUUUGCUAUAUCCCCUGCCCAUACUUGUGGUGUGGCCGCCCAGGAAAUUUUCCUCCUUUUUUCAUUACCUUCCUGGCACCAAUGUGACAUUUGUACAUAGAUAAUAAUUUCUUGUUAAAUGGAGAGAAAAAAAUAGAGCAUGAAGUUUUAA
Phragmites australis (common reed) is the source of this 3452-nucleotide messenger RNA. RefSeq names its product la-related protein 1A-like. Gene Ontology annotation, molecular function: RNA cap binding. Gene Ontology annotation, cellular component: nucleus; ribonucleoprotein complex. Bases 396 to 3200 code for a protein of 934 amino acids. NCBI's taxonomy places the organism in Eukaryota, Viridiplantae, Streptophyta, Magnoliopsida, Poales, Poaceae. Gene Ontology annotation, biological process: mRNA stabilization; RNA processing. The transcript has 14 exons. The record is from RefSeq and is a predicted model, not a curated record.